UUUCUCUCCACUUCAGUAUUCGCAUAAUUCAAUUUCAAUGACCCUAUUGUACUCUCCUUGAAACCGGAAAACAGAAUAGUUGGCAGAGGAAUACCUUCCAAUUUUUUUUAAAGUUUUCUUCAAAGAAAGAUUUAUCUUUAUUGGCAUUUCUGUUAUUUCAAAUUUUUAUUUAUUUACGGAAAAAUAUCUGAUUGAAUUAAUCGGACGUUUGGUGAGAAAUGAACGAACCAGAUUUUUCCAAUUAAUGCAACCAGAAUUUCAGUUAUGCAACCAGAAUUUCUAUUAAUUUAACCAGAUUCUGAUAGAUUCAGCCAGUAUUUUCUGGUAGAAAAUGAACGAACCAGAUUUGUUUUUAGUGCAAAAGUUCAAAACAAGGUACUAAUUUAAAGUACUUGAAAUAAAAUACCAAUUUUCAAUCUCAGAAUGCAUUCUGCCUGGAAUUUCUAUUAGUCGCAGGAAGUUUAAUAUUAUUCAAGCGGGAGGAAAAAAGCAAGAAAAAAUGAGGCAGAAAUAAAAAGCUGUUUACGAAUGGAGUAAUUAUUCGUGCGUGGCUGCGGAAGGGUAGUUAUCAGAUCGGCGUGUCGGUUUCCUCGCGCGCCCUCCGCCGACUAAUCGGGGUUAUCCCACUGCCCCUGUUCCAACAGUGUUUCACUACCCCUUCCACGAUCCUUCUUGACCGCCCUCGUGUACUUGUCGGUCCGCCUGAGUCUCGUGAUCUGCAGUGCUGCCACCAAUUGCUUCCUUCGAAAAUCAGAAACGUCAUGCGCGGGGGGAUGUAGGGGGUGAGUUUACAGUGGCACGUUGCAAUCGAAGAUAGCGUGUUCACGCGAAUGGAUUCAAUCGCCACGGUGUCUAGACUUCCCACGUUCACCACUUAAGCCUUUCUCGUUAACCUCCUUAUUAAUUAAUUUUCCAACUGCGUCAUUCACGAUCAUGUCAAUCGGUUUAUGUAACGGCGGACUGGUUUAUCGAUGAUCAAGCGUGCUUUCAGCACACUUCGGUAGGUGAAGUCGCGGUCGUGAUAUAACGUCGGUGUAUAACGAAAUUUCUCUCCUUUCGAUCAAAUCGCGUCAUCCCUAUGUCGAUGGCAGUACCGCGCCAGUCUCGCUUAUUUUUUCACGCCGAUCAGCCUCCACCCCCUGUCACGCUCGAUGCGCGGAAAACUCUCGCCGCCACCCCUUUCCCAAUUUUUCGUAUACUGUUGCAUCGUGCUUCAUACAUAACGCGGUGCUGCCAUCGCGCGGCAGAUGCGAGGGGGCGUGAUCACACAGGGAUGCGAGAGGAUGCGAAGGGUGCAUCGCAUCGCGUUAAAGUGAGUCGGCGUGAUCGCGGGACGGAAGUAGGAUCGCGUCUCAGCAUCAGUUGUCGCGCGCGCCACCCCUCCCGGUGGCGGUCAUGUAGGGCUACUCUCUUGAUCAACCCGGUGCUUUCCUUCCCCUCGCUUCUUACCCCACGAACGCGCGUCUCUCAACGAGCACCACCCCUCCCGAAAAUUGGAUGAGUGGCGUGUGCGAGCCAGGGUGAAAGAGAGACCGACAGAUCGAGUCAGUAGUGACGCGUGCAUGAGGCCGGGCAAGCCGGCGUGCCGGGUUCCGUCCCGGCUACGCGGCGGCACUUCCUCGGGCCCUUCGUCGUCGUCAUUCUCGCCGCGUUCGCAGAGACGCGUGCGACGGACCGGUGAUCGUAGAAUCGAGAGGUACAACAGAAGGCGUGAGUCGGAGUCGCCGAGACCGAGAGCGUGCUGCAGCAGGUGCGCGGAAUCCGUCGGCAGGGGCAGUCACGGUGAGAUCGGAGAGGUGGAGUCAUCGCGGGCGGCGAUCAUCGCGGGUUUGAAUGGGUGGGCCGGGCGCCGGUAGGGUUACCAGGCACGAGCUGAACGCGGUGCCCCAGAGCCACGUCGGUCACGGGGAACGUGUCCUUGGCGAGCCGCCAGCACCAGGCUGCCGUUGUCAUCCUCCGGAGCGAUCGUCCGGCAGCGCCGUCCGCCACUCCUCCGCCCAGCAGCAGCAGCAGCAGCAUCAGCAGCAGCUGCCACCCUCGCCGCCGCCGCUCAUCUCGCUGCACCUCGGCACCGGCAACGGCACUGCCUGCGCCGUCAUCAGCGGCAAUAACAACCCCGCGAUCACCAUGAAUCCGAGCGACGGUAAAGCCAAGAAGGCGGGCACCAUGUCCUCGCCGCCGAAACAUCGCCGGGGCUUCGACCCCAACGACCCGGUGGAAUUUCACCGCUAUAAUCGUCGCGUUAAGACGAAGCAGCGAGGCUUUGUAUGUCCCACAUCGUGUGACCUUCGGCGACGGACACAGACCUCCCCGAGAUCCCUCGACACAUCCACCAGCACAAGGCAUUAUAAAACACACACAAGCUUGCGAUGUUCGAUGUUGGACCGCUUACUGACUGUACCCCCGCCGCUGCAACGCGACGAAAGUAUGAUCACGUGAUAAUAAAAAAAAAAAUGAUACGUAUUACCCUCUGAAAAUAAAUCCAGCGAAAUCCUUUCCGAAGCACCUUUAUAUUAUUAGCAUGAUAAUAUCGUAUUAAGGAGCGAUAUAAGUAGUGGAUCCAGUAUGUGAAAUAUAGUAUACGAAUAUGUAAAAUAAGUGAACCGAUGUAAGUACAGAUAAUAUAGAAGCGACAUAUGAAAUAAUAGAGAUCAUAUAUAAAGUAUGGGAUAUGCAAAAUAAUGCAAUCGAUUUAUAGUAUAGAGUUAUAGAGCGGUAAUACUGGGUGUCAACCUAACUUAUACUGUCCCUUUUAUCCAUAUAUAUGUUAUUUGAUUGAUAUACAAAAAAGGAGAAAUACCUAAGUCAAAUGUAUAUUUUACGGAUAAAAUAUCGAGAUAAUGUGAAAUUAAUAAAUUUUAAAUCGCUCAUCGUGCCUUGAUCGGAGCUUGGAAUGCGCUGCCAUGGAAUGGAAUGAAGGGAUUUACACCUUGAGCGAAAGAGCUUUCACGCACUGCCAGGUUAUCAAUGUCUUGGUGCGAAUGCUGCGUUUCGCAGCGGACGACCGUCGUGGAAUGUUUUGCUCGGUGUAUUAACUCCGAAAGAGAUUGGCUUCUGCUUGGAAGAUAUACGAGGGAAAAACACGAGGAAAAAUAAAAUGAGCGCUCUUGCCAACCACCUGCCACCCCUUUGUUUAUUGCUCGUGCUACGAAAAUAUCUUGCCACCCCUUAGUAAAUUUUAUGUUUCAGCUAUAGUUUGCCAGCGUGUUCGAAACACCGAUAAUUCGUUAAUUUAAUAUUGAAGAAUCAAGUAUAUAAAGAUGCAAUAAAUAUACCGUAUUUGUAAAAUAUUUUUCAUGCUUUUGGCCAUUUGAGAUUCGAGCCAAUGUUACAAAAGUACUCUCUUUGGACAAUUGCUUCUUCAAUUAUUCUGGUUUUAUCAAUUUGAAGGCAUCAGUGAUGCGUUAUUCGUCCCGAGCAAUACCUUUGCACUGCGAGAACGCGCAUGCAUGGUCCCAUCGAAAGUUUGCACGUGAGAUAUGAAAAGAUGACGUUGGUGCGAGUAAUUAUUUGCGCGAGUGUGCUUUGCAAAAUCACAUAAAGUUAAUGCAAAUUUAAGGAUUGUAUGGUAAGAAUGAGACGAAGACACAAGAGAACGUAUUACAAACUCUACCUUGAAUAUCGGCUUAACCCUUUAUGUUCUCGCGAUACAUACAUGUAUUUAAAAAAUGUAUGUAAUUUUGUUUAAG
Molecule: messenger RNA, 3689 nt
Organism: Temnothorax curvispinosus
Lineage: Eukaryota; Metazoa; Arthropoda; Insecta; Hymenoptera; Formicidae
Exons: 2
Coding region: 1834-2439 (201 amino acids)
Source: RefSeq, a predicted model, not a curated record